UUAGUCCUUAAAUAUGCAUCAAACGAGUCACAUAGAUACUUAAAACUGACCGUAAACAGUAAUCCCUUGUUCAUAUUUAGGUGCAAAUCAUUAUAUUAUGAUCUAAGAGUAAACACAAAGGCAAUUCACAGUGAAAUAGUGUAAAAAGUAUUACUUCAAUAUAGUUGAUACAGAAAAAUAUAGUUCAGAAAUAAUAACAUUCUUCAGACUUGUGACAAUUGAUAAAAACCUUGGUGACCAUUACAAAAAUUAUAUUGGAAAAUUUAGUAGAUAAAAAGUUACAAACAAAAGAAAAUGUGAAUUAAAGUGAACAGUGGCAUCUCAAAAAAUCAUCGCUUUUGUGAUUACAAAAACAGGCAAUACCUGAAAAGUAUUUCCAUGUUGAACAUAAAUCAAAGUCGAAUAUAUAAAAGUCAUCGCAACAAUCUCAUACAUUUUCAUACUUAACGCAUUUUUCCGAUAACGACCAAACUACAGCCUGAAUGCGGAGAAUAAACCAAAGAUGUGUUCCCGAAACUUGGCAAUAUCAAUGGGGCUAAUUCUAGCAUUGGUUCCAUUGAUCAAUUCAUUACCACAACAUACUUUAGCAAAACGGAGUACAUUUUUUGAAAUCGAAUGUAAGGGAGUCUUCAACAAAUCUAUAUUUUAUCGAUUAGAUAGAAUAUGUGAGGAUUGUUAUUCAUUGUUUAGAGAGCCAGAAUUGCAUACACUUUGCAAGUAAGUUAUAGCUAUUGCCUAAUUGCAAUACAUACAAAUUUAAAGUCGGCACAGCUUGUUUUUUAGAAGAUGAUUAUUAAAGUUACUAAUUUAUUGUUCCGUUUGAAUUGAACAUAUCUCAUCAAACCGCUACCUAGGGGAGAAUCAUUGAAGAAAAGAAGGAAAAUUGUUAACAAUUAAUCAACAAAUAUUGAAAAUAAUUCAUAUUUAGUGACAUUCAACAGAAUAUGUGUUAUACAUAGAUGAGCCAAUAAUGUAAAAAUGUUAUUUAUUUAUUAAAUUUUUUUUAUACAUCACUGCAUUUUUGCAUCGUUAAUUUUGCAUUGUAUUUAAAAAAAAAAUAUUUUCAUUCGAAUAUAUGGCGCAUGAACUACAAGCCAAAAACCAUGAUCAAAGUCAGCCAAUAAUCAAAUCAUGGGUCCCGAUGAGAACUUAUAAAUUCCAUAAAGUUUAAAGAGAUUUCAAUAUUUUGUAUGGGAGGUACCUUUAAUUUUGGUUGAAAUUCCUCCAAACCCUCCGAAUAUUAUUUUUUUGUGAAAAAAA
Contarinia nasturtii (swede midge) is the source of this 1260-nucleotide messenger RNA. RefSeq names its product ion transport peptide (gene ITP). Lineage: Eukaryota; Metazoa; Arthropoda; Insecta; Diptera; Cecidomyiidae. Gene Ontology annotation, molecular function: neuropeptide hormone activity. The transcript has 3 exons. The record is from RefSeq and is a predicted model, not a curated record. Gene Ontology annotation, biological process: circadian rhythm. Gene Ontology annotation, cellular component: extracellular region. Bases 503 to 721 code for a protein of 72 amino acids.